UCCUAGGGAAACACAAAGAGAUCAUUAAUUAUGGAGGACAAGAAAAAUAAUAAGUCUUCAUCAUUAUCCUUCCCUUCGCCGGAAAAUGGUAUGUACGACGAGGAAAAACAGAGCUCACGCAGUGAUUCUCCGGCCAAAACAUGCCGGAGAAAGCCUGGUGGAUGGAGGGCUAUGCCUUAUGUUCUAGGAAAUGAGACAUUUGAGAGGUUGGCAUCAGUAGGACUAUUGGCAAAUUUCAUGCGGUUUUUAUUAACAGUGUUUCAUAUGGACCAAGUGUCUGCCUCCAACGUUCUUAAUAUUUGGUCUGGAGUUGCUAAUUUCAUACCAUUGCUCGGUGCUUACAUUUCGGAUGCAUAUAUCGGUCGAUUUUGGACUAUUGCUUUUGCCUCCGUUUUUGAAAUGAUGGGAAUGUUGACAUUAACCUUCAUACCUUGGUUACCUCAGUUGCACCCUCCUACUUGCAAGGGCCAACAAUGCAAGGGGCCUAACAAAUCACAGAUGGGCUUUCUAGUUAUGGGCCUAGGAUUUUUGUCCAUUGGGUCUGGUGGAAUAAGGCCUUGUAGCAUCCCAUUUGGUGUGGACCAAUUUGACUCAACAACAGAUGAAGGAAGAAAAGGAAUUGCUAGCUUCUUUAAUUGGUAUUACACUUCAUUUACAGUGGUCCUGAUUAUUGCACUUACUCUUGUGGUGUAUAUUCAAGAUUCUGUGAGCUGGGUAAUUGGAUUUGGCAUCCCUACUGUGCUCAUGUUCUUGUCUCUCAUUUUAUUUUUCAUUGGGACGAAAGUGUACAUUUAUGUGAAGCCCGAAGGGAGUAUUUUCUCGAGCAUCAUUCAGGUUUUUGUCACGACUCACAAAAAACGCAAGCUUAAGUUUCCAGAUGAGCAUGAGAGUAACAAGAUCUUUUAUGAUCCACCGAUACCAAAAGGGUCCAUCGUGAAGAAACUCCCUUUAACCAAUAAGUACAGGUCCUUGAACAAAGCAGCUAUAGUGAUGGAGGAUGAUGUUAACACUGAUGGAACUAGUUCAAAUAAAUGGAGGCUAUGCAGUAUUCAACAAAUAGAAGAAGUAAAAUGCCUUCUCAAAAUAAUCCCAGUUUGGGCGACAGGGAUCAUUUGUUUCACAGCCGUGGCACAACAAGGGACAUUCACAAUGUCACAAGCUUUAAAAAUGGACCGUCAUCUUGGCCCCAAAUUCCAAAUUCCAGCUGGUACCCUCUCUGUUAUAUCAAUGAUCACUGUAGGAAUAUGGCUCCCUAUCUACGACCGACUAAUCGUGCCAUCCAUCAGAAAAAUCACUAAAAUUGAAGGUGGGAUCACAUUGUUACAAAGAAUUGGAAUUGGCAUGGUUUUUACAAUUUUGUCUAUGGUUGUCGCGGGGUUAAUUGAGAAAGUGAGAAGGAAUUCAGCUAUAAUGCAUAAUAGUUCGGACGGAAUUGCACCUAUUACAGUCAUGUGGUUAGCACCACAACUAAUACUUAUGGGAUUCGCUGAGGCUUUUAACAUUAUUGGCCAAAUUGAGUUUUACAAUAAGGAGUUUCCUGAAAAUAUGAGUAGUGUGGCUAAUUCUCUGCUUUCUUGCACAGUGGCUGCUGCAAGUUAUUUAAGCAGUUUAUUAGUGAACAUUUUGCAUACAACUACAGGGGGACAUGGACAUCCAGAUUGGUUAACAAAAGAUAUUAAUGCUGGUAGAGUUGAGAACUACUACUAUCUUAUUGCAGGAUUAGGAGUGCUGAAUUUGUUCUACUUUAUAUAUGUAGCUCGUCGAUAUCAGUACAAGACUAGAUUAGUUGUUGAUGACGGAAUUAAGCCUGAUGUUCAUGAACUUCAUGACAUGAAGUAUUAAGUUGAGAACUACUACUAUCUUAUUGCAGGAUUAGGAGUGCUGAAUUUGUUCUAAUUUAUAUAUGUUGCUCGUCGAUAUCAGUACAAAACUAGAUUAGUAGUUGAUGACAGAAUUAAGCCUGAUGUUCAUGAACUUCAUGACAUGAAGUAUUAAGCAACUUGUUUAGUUGCAUAGUAGUGCAUGAUUAGUAUAUACUAGAAGUACUUAGUUUAUUAUAGGAUAUGCCUAAGUUAAAAGUCCAGGUUUAGAUUAGAGAUGUAUCAACGUGUACAAAUUCGAGAAUAAGGGAUGACAAAUUGA
Messenger RNA from Lycium barbarum (goji berry), 2142 nucleotides. RefSeq names its product protein NRT1/ PTR FAMILY 2.13-like. Gene Ontology annotation, cellular component: plasma membrane. Gene Ontology annotation, biological process: transmembrane transport; oligopeptide transport. The record is from RefSeq and is a predicted model, not a curated record. NCBI's taxonomy places the organism in Eukaryota, Viridiplantae, Streptophyta, Magnoliopsida, Solanales, Solanaceae. The transcript is spliced from 4 exons. The coding region runs from base 31 to 1842 and encodes 603 amino acids. Gene Ontology annotation, molecular function: transmembrane transporter activity.